Molecule: messenger RNA, 2240 nt
Organism: Rhagoletis zephyria (snowberry fruit fly)
Lineage: Eukaryota; Metazoa; Arthropoda; Insecta; Diptera; Tephritidae
Product: pentatricopeptide repeat-containing protein 1, mitochondrial
Molecular function (GO): mRNA binding; protein binding
Source: RefSeq, a predicted model, not a curated record
UAGAUAAAUUUUAGAAGACAAGUAAAGUGAAAUGGCUGUCCGCUUAAUUCAACCUGGAACAUUCCGACACUUAUUGUUUAUAAACAAAGUUCCGCGAAAUUUAAAGCUUCAGCAACGAAUUUAUCUUCUAGCUAAUUCAACAGAAACUCAUUCAUUUAGCUUGCGCUAUUUACAUGUAAAAACAUAUGACAAAGAUGCCGGUUGGGAUGAACAACGCCGCGUUAACAAGUUGCAAAAAGAUCAUACAAUACCUGGACAGAUGAGCACCGAUGAUUUAUCCUCCCAAAAAAUAAAGAAUUAUUCGGAGAACCCUCGUGAGAAAUGCAACGAUGCCGAUAUAUUUGGAUCCAGUACCUUACCUGAAAUAAGUGAAGAUCCAGGUGAUUUGGUUGAAGAGCAAUAUACCACUAACCUGCAAAACAAAUCCAUGAGACAGAUUGAUUACUCGCGUCUUAUAAAAUCCCAUCUCAAAGAGAAAAGAGUGAAAGAGGCUAUAGCAGUGCUGGAGGUGCAAAUGUUAAAACAAGAUCGAGCGAAACCUGAUGCUUACAUAUAUAAUUUACUGAUAAGUGGUUGCGCAAAAGCGGGAUAUACACGUAAAGCCUUUAACCUGUUUACUAAAAUGCGCCAAAGGGGAUUAAAAGUAAAGGGCGGUAUUUAUACUUCAUUAUUCAAUGCAUGUGCAAAUGCCCCAUCCACGGUAUACGGUCUGGAACAAGCAAAUAAAUUACGUGAAAUAUUGAUACAAAAAGGUUAUGAACCAAAUGUAAAGAAUUACAACGCUAUGAUCAAAGCCUACGGCCGGUGUGGGGAUGUAAAGACCGCCUAUAUGUUGGCCGAUGAAUUAUUGGAAAAGCAACUGACGUUAGAUAUAGACACAUUUAAUUUUCUGCUACAAGCAUGUGCAAGUGACGUCGAAACGGGAUUUCGCCAUUGUCUUCUUACUUGGCACAAGAUGAAACAGAGAGGUUUGAAACCAGAUUAUUAUACUUUCAGCGGUGUUUUACGUUGUGUGAGAGACUGUGGCUUUGGUGACCUUGACUCUAUGGAAAAAGUAUUGCAGGAAAUCCUUUAUGAACGUCCUGAAAUGCUUCCUUGGGGACAAACACAUGGAGAGCAAAUAUGUUUAAAAACUGAUGGAAAACCAUCAAAUCUUCCCUACGUUGAGCAAAACCCUCAGGCGAUAGAGAUUCAAAAUGAAGCCGAUCAAUUGGAAAUUCCAAAUUUAUUGGCAAUAGAACCUCAUUUAGGCAGCCUUGUUUCAUUGAGUCAAGUUACGUGUCCUCAUGAACGUUUCUUACUUCUUGGAGGCUUGACUGGGUUUUUGGGAAUUAUGAAAGAAAAUGAUGUUACUCCUGAUAUAGAAAUGUUUACCACUCUGCUGGAGGUUGUACCGCCUACAUAUGCUGCCGAAAAGCAUUUAUUAUCAUUUGUCCGCAAAAUAGGUUUAAAAGCCGACAUUGACUUUUUUAACAUUCUUAUAAAAAAACGAUCGAUGAGAUUUGACUAUGAAGGAGCUAAGGAAGUGAUGUCAAUGAUACGCACAGCCGGACUGCAGCCCGAUAUUGUUACCUAUGGUGUACUAGCGUUGGGCUGCCAAACGGAAGUGGAAGCUAGGGAAUUGCUGCAACAAAUGCGUGAAAAUGGGAUAAGAAUGAAUAUGCAAAUCUUGGGUGCGAUGUUGCGUCAGGGGAUCGGCCAUAGGAAUUUUCCAUAUGUCAUUGAAAUUUUACAAAUUAGUUUGGAUGAACAUAUUAAACCUAAUGACAUUUUUCUUACACAUCUUUAUAAAUUCUAUGAUCGUUGUGCGCGUUCAAUUGAUGAAAGACACCCUUCAACUAAAUCUAAGUCAUUUAAAAACGGACAUGCGAAAUUCUGUGAUAAGUUGCGCCUCUACUACGAAGAACAAGGAAUCGCUGGUCUUAAGUUAGAUGACGCCAUUAAAAAAGUUCGAGAGCAUCCAAAUCAGCAAUACAAAGAGGAAGAUGUGGAGGGCCUCGAGCCAAUAAAAAAUAAGGAACUCUCUAAGAAACAAAAAAUUCGAAAGUACAUCAAAAAGAUAAAAAUUGAAAAUUUACGUAGUGACGAUCAAAGUACAUCCCCAAGGCCUGAAAUAACCGCAGAAAGCGAACUACAAAAAACGAGAGAGUAAUUGUUACUCUUCCAAGUUUUACUGUGUAAUUGCUUUAUUAGUGUAUAAAUUAAAUACAUUUCACGCUCAAGUGCCAAUUUUCAUUAUA